AGAGAUGACAGUACCUACAACAUACUGUCCAGGUAGACUACAAUCAUUUGAGAUGCACUUCCACUUCUCAACAGAGCAGGGCGCUGUGACACGUGCUCUGCGCUCUGUCAUGACUCUCUUAUCUUGGUAACAAAAGCUGUUGUCAAACGUUGCUAAGGAAGUAAUUGAGCUACUUUUAAAUUAGCCACCCUUAACCCAAGCAGUAAACCACAGAUAGCAAUGAGAGAGAUCCAUCCACCUGACCACAGCUGGUCUCAGACAUGACGAGAGGAUGACGGAGAAUGGAAAGGGCAGCCCCCUCCAUCAGUCCUGUGAAGCUCCUAGUAAAGGACAUUCAGUUGUCAAUGACAGCAGCCGGGCACUCAAGACCUCCUUAGUGGAUGCCAAAUCUGGCAAGGAACACAAUGAUGCUCUUAAACUCACUGCUAGAAAUGCAGAGGGAGAUAUCAGUCCAUACCAGCCUCGGCCACCUUCGCUACCCAGGCUAUCCAGCAAAAGUGUCUCAGUGGAGGAGACUAUGAGAACCAGGAGGCUGAAAAACAGCCAGGAAAGUCUGAGUGACCCUGUCGAGACUGGCUCCUCCACAGACUCACUUAAAGAUGACCAAACAGCUCCAGCUCCAGGUGGGUUUCUCAGCGAGUCUACCACCAUUAGGAAUGACCAGGUCUCCAAUGUGAGACCCCUCUCUGCUGUUGCGACCGAAUCACCAGACUUCCGGGACAGAGGGAGCAGUCUCUCUGAGUAUGAAAGGAGGCCCCGCAGCCAGCAGAGCGACCCCACAGACCACCGGCCGAGGUCUACCAAGGUGCGUCUGUCUCCGGUGCAACCCACGGGGACGCUGCCUGCUCUGGGGAAGAGCUUUGCGUCAGCCACUUUAAGGGCAGCUAAUAGGAUUGACACGGAUUGUUUGGAUUAUACCGUGUUGGCCAGAGAGAAACUCGGUGAGAGACUACACAGGAACCUGAGCGACAGCCGCCUUCUGGAGAACAUGGGGUCAGAUAGUGCCUCUGUCAACUCCAUAAGGUCCAACUACAGCGUGCUUAGCCCCAUCAGACCCCAGGAUGUGAGGAACAGGAGUUUUAUGGAGGGCAGCGUGCUGGGAAGCGGUGCCCUGCUCGGGGCUGAGGAGUUGGAUCGCCACUUCCCCGACAGGAGAGUGGGCAUCUACAUAGCCACUUGGAACAUGCAGGGAGAGAAGGGGCUUCCAGCCAAUUUGGAUGAUCUCCUCCUUCCAACAGACUCUGAAUUUGCACAGGACUUUUAUAUUAUUGGGGUCCAGGAGGGCUGUCCUGACAGGAGGGAGUGGGAGACCCGUCUUCAGGAGACUUUGGGACCGUACUACGUCAUGCUGUACGCAGCAUCUCAUGGUGUUUUGUAUCUCACUGUAUUUGUCAGAAGAGACCUCAUCUGGUUCUGCUCAGAGGUGGAGCACGCCACCGUCACAACCAGGAUCAUCUCUCAGAUCAAGACUAAAGGGGCUGUGGGAAUCGCCUUCACCUUUUUUGGCACUUCUUUCCUCUUCAUCACAUCGCAUUUUACCUCUGGAGAUGCCAAAGUCUACGAGAGAGUACUGGAUUACAACAAGAUCGUCGAGGCUCUCGCUCUGCCAAAAGGCCUUCCAGACACCAACCCGUACCGCUCCACACCAUCUGACGUCACCACAAGAUUCGACCAGGUCUUCUGGUUUGGAGAUUUUAACUUUCGGCUGAGUAAAGCCCGAGCCGACGUUGAUGCCAUCAUGACCCGCACAGUAGGCGGCGAUAUGGGCCUUCUGUUGGAGCACGACCAGCUCUCCAAGGAAAUGAAGGAUGGUUCAAUCUUUAAAGGUUUCCAGGAGGCACCAAUACAUUUCCUCCCCACAUACAAGUUCAACAUCGGCUGUGAUGUCUACGACACAACUUCUAAACAGAGAACGCCUUCAUACACAGACCGGAUCGUGUUCAGGAGCAGGCAGGCUGAUGACAUAAAAGUGUUCAAGUACACCAGCUGCUCCAGCAUCAAGACCUCAGACCAUCGUCCCGUCAUCAGCGUCUUCCAGGUCAAACUCAGGCCAGGCAGAGACAAUAUUCCCCUUGGUGCGGGACAGUUUGACCGAAGCUUGUACUUGGAGGGCAUCAGGAGGAGGAUCACCAGAGAGCUGAAGAGGAGGGAGGCCAUGAAGAACGAAAGUAGCAGCACCAUCUGCACCAUCUCCUAAAUCCUUAAAAAAAACUCUCCAGACCGGAGUAGAUCGAACUGUGCCAGAAACUGUAAUGUAAAUCCAACCAGAGUUGUCUUAACUACACAGAGGCCAGUGCUGGUUGUGGUAACUGAGCAGAGUGCGCCCUCUGUUGGGCAUUGAUGGGAACUGUCUGUGUGUGGCUGGCUGUACUUGAGGGCAGGGCCCUUGAGGUCGGACACACAGAGAGGUUUGCAGACACAGCAGCAGUCUGGCCUUUAUUUAUCCAGCCCCCUCUACUCAAACAUGAGGGUCAUUGUGGCAUAUUCUUCAGCCACAUGCUCCAGUGUAAACUGAUCUAACCUAAAGGCUCUGUGUAACUGCAUAUUUUCAAUUGAUUUUUUGUUUGAAAUGCUGUUUUUUCCUGAAUGCUUCAUCAGUGUUUAAAUGCCUUGUGAAUUUGUCGUCAAAUAGCUUAACAAACAAAUUGCAAUUUGGUGGCACAUUGAGGUGCACUUUUUAAUGUUAUUUUAAGGGUCUGCCAUUUUAACUUGACUUUUGUUCUGAGCUAAAUGUUUUGUAGGAGAGAUUUAUGACUGAAGAAGGGAAGGUACAAUUUCAAGACCAUGACAUUGAAGUCAGGAGGUUGUUACUUGUUACAUGCUACUGUUGAAUUUCAGGGAGAUCAAAUGUAUUUGACAGCUUAUAUUUAACUUUUUUUAGUGGGAACUCACUUCCUAUAAAGUAUUUACACUUUUAACGCCUGUCACUACUUUUUCUCUUAAUGGAUCCUUUGCGAAAGACUGUAACUCAAUGCCUUACCUCUCAUCUCACAGCUGUGUGAACUCCUAUAUCUAUAUUCUAUAUCUAUAUAUCUAUAUAUCUAUAUAUAUAUCUAUAUAUACUAUAAUAUGUCCAUGUACUGUAUGUACCUCAUUAAUAAUGAACUUGCAUUCCCAGCAUGAAGAGCAGUCUGCUCCAAAAAAAAAGUGCCUGUGGGUCUCGUUUUCAUUUCCUCAAGACUCCCUAACUUUAUCUGCAUAUUUUUUAUAUGUCACCCAUGAUGUAACAUCCCGUAAUAAACGUUUUGAAACACA
This is a messenger RNA of Cottoperca gobio, 3255 nucleotides long. RefSeq names its product inositol polyphosphate-5-phosphatase E (gene inpp5e). NCBI's taxonomy places the organism in Eukaryota, Metazoa, Chordata, Actinopteri, Perciformes, Bovichtidae. Gene Ontology annotation, molecular function: inositol-polyphosphate 5-phosphatase activity; phosphatidylinositol-4,5-bisphosphate 5-phosphatase activity. The transcript has 11 exons. Gene Ontology annotation, cellular component: axoneme; nucleus; Golgi apparatus. Bases 272 to 2197 code for a protein of 641 amino acids. Gene Ontology annotation, biological process: phosphatidylinositol dephosphorylation. The record is from RefSeq and is a predicted model, not a curated record.